Canis lupus familiaris (dog) is the source of this 4332-nucleotide messenger RNA. It is a transcript of the gene FBXO42, whose product is annotated as F-box protein 42. The transcript is spliced from 11 exons. The record is from RefSeq and is a predicted model, not a curated record. Bases 61 to 2271 code for a protein of 736 amino acids. Lineage: Eukaryota; Metazoa; Chordata; Mammalia; Carnivora; Canidae. Gene Ontology annotation, molecular function: protein binding.
CUCGGAGCAAGGUCUCGCCCGCGAAGUGGCAGCUGCGGGGUCCCCUCGGCGGAGACAGCCAUGCACGUUGUGGCUGCGAGAAUGCUGUUUGAGUGGAAUGUCAUGGCCAGCUCCUCGGACAGUGAAGAUGACAGUUUCAUGGCUGUGGACCAAGAAGAGGCUGUGCUGGAAGGGACAAUGGAGCAGGAUGAGGACCCCCACCCAGCACUGGAGGCUGAGGAGAUGAGACACAACAGGUCUAUGUCUGAGCUGCCAGAAGAGGUUUUGGAGUAUAUCCUGUCGUUUCUUUCACCAUACCAGGAACACAAAACUGCAGCUCUUGUCUGCAAACAGUGGUAUCGACUUAUCAAAGGUGUAGCCCACCAGUGUUAUCAUGGUUUCAUAAAGGCUGUCCAGGAAGGACACAUUCAGUGGGAGAGUCGGACGUACCCUUACCCUGGAACCCCAAUCACUCAGCGGUUCUCACACAGUGCAUGCUAUUACGAUGCUAAUCAGUCUAUGUAUGUGUUUGGAGGAUGUACCCAGAGCAGCUGCAAUGCUGCCUUCAAUGACCUCUGGAGACUUGACCUAAAUAGCAAAGAGUGGAUCCGACCUUUGGCUUCAGGGUCCUAUCCUUCCCCUAAAGCUGGAGCAACUCUGGUCGUGUACAAGGACCUGCUGGUGCUGUUUGGUGGCUGGACACGACCAAGCCCAUAUCCCCUACACCAACCAGAGAGAUUCUUUGAUGAAAUACACACUUACUCACCCUCUAAAAACUGGUGGAACUGCAUUGUGACAACCCAUGGGCCACCUCCCAUGGCUGGCCAUUCCUCCUGUGUGAUAGAUGAUAAAAUGAUUGUCUUUGGUGGCUCCUUAGGAUCCCGGCAAAUGAGCAACGAUGUCUGGGUCCUUGACCUUGAGCAGUGGGCGUGGUCCAAGCCGAACAUCUCUGGCCCCAGUCCUCAUCCUCGAGGUGGCCAAUCUCAGAUUGUCAUAGAUGAUGCAACUAUCUUAAUCCUUGGAGGAUGUGGGCCUGGUGUCCCAAACUGCUGCAAUAAGCUCUUCAAGGAUGCUUGGUUGUUGCACAUGCACUCAGGCCCCUGGGCCUGGCAGCCACUCAAGGUAGAAAAUGAAGACCAUGGGGCCCCAGAACUAUGGUGCCACCCAGCUUGCCGGGUGGGGCAGUGUGUGGUGGUCUUCAGCCAGGCACCUAGUGGGAGAGCCCCACUCAGCCCCAGUUUGAACUCCCGCCCCUCACCUAUCAGCGCCACCCCUCCAGCCCUGGUUCCUGAAACCCGAGAGUACCGCUCUCAGUCUCCAGUAAGGAGUAUGGAUGAAGCUCCUUGUGUUAAUGGCCGCUGGGGAACACUGAGGCCCAGAGCCCAAAGGCAGACCCCCUCAAGUUCCCGGGAAGGGAGCCUUUCCCCAGCCAGAGGAGAUGGCUCUCCCAUCCUCAAUGGUGGCAAUUUGUCUCCAGGAACAGCAGCUAUAGGUGGCUCUUCCUUGGACAGCCCUGUGCAAGCCGUAUCUCCUAGCACUCCAUCUACCACUGAAGGAUAUGACCUCAAAAUGGGACUUACUUUGGCCUCCCGGCGAGGGUCACUACCAGAUCAGAAAGAUUUGAGGUUAGGAUCAAUAGAUCUGAAUUGGGAUCUGAAACCCACUUCGAGUAGCAAUCAUAUGGAUGGUGUGGACAACAGGACAGUUGGGGGAAGCAUGAGACACCCUCCUGAACAGACGAAUGGUGUGCACACCCCACCACACGUGGCCAGUGCCCUUGCAGGAGCUGUCUCCCCAGGUGCCCUGCGUCGGAGCCUAGAAGCCAUCAAAGCAAUGUCAUCCAAAGGCCCCUCAGCCUCCGCAGCACUAAGCCCUCCUCUGGGGUCUUCCCCAGGCUCUCCUGGGAGCCAGAACCUGAGCAGUGGAGAAACAGUGCCCGUUCCCCGUCCCGGGCCUGCCCAAGGAGAUGGACAUUCCUUACCUCCCAUUGCCCGCCGCCUGGGCCACCACCCUCCACAGUCCCUAAAUGUUGGCAAACCUUUGUACCAGAGUAUGAACUGCAAGCCCAUGCAGAUGUAUGUGCUAGACAUUAAAGACACCAAGGAGAAGGGGCGGGUCAAAUGGAAAGUAUUUAAUAGCAGUUCUGUGGUUGGACCUCCUGAAACCAGCCUGCAUACAGUGGUCCAAGGCAGGGGUGAACUCAUCAUAUUCGGAGGACUCAUGGACAAGAAACAGAAUGUGAAGUACUAUCCAAAAACAAACGCCUUGUACUUUGUGCGAGCAAAGAGAUAAUGUGUUCUAAACCCCCUUCCCUUUCUGUGGCUUUUAAUUUUCCAGCGUGCAAGCAUUUGGACUGAGAAUUGGGAAAACAAAGGACAGAAUUACUACCAUAAACCAAAACCCCAAUUCCCAACCUCACUCACUCCAGGCUGGGAUCAAAUCUCCAUUAAGAAAAAAAAUUAUAUAUAAAUAUAUAAAUAUAUAUUAUAUAGCCAACUCUGUUUACAAAGAGGGAGAGGUCUCUGUCCUGGUUCAGAUAAAUUUGUUGCUGUGUUUUAGCAGAGGCUGUGCUGCCUUUUUCUACUUUGCUGGUAACUAGACCAAGAAUUUAGGGAACAAACUAAUGUCAGAACUUACCUAAAGCAACUGAAGAGCCCCCAUAAAUCUUUAUGUGGCCUUCUUGGAGUGAGAGUAAGAAAGCGUGUGUAAGGUGCCCACGUGGAGGCUUUCGAUCCACGAGCUCCAGGAAGUUGGUAGGGUGAAAGGACCCUGUAGAGAACUGUUCCUCCCUUCCUUUUAAAACCAGAGAGGACCUGUGCAAACUUUUUUUUGUGGUCAUUCCCUCUGCCAGGCCCCGUUCUGCCCUUGUGACUGAGGAAAGUUGCCCAACCAGGAAUUCUGUUCCACGUUUGUGUGCUGGGAUCACCAUGAGACAGUGUUUAUGCAGAGAUGCCUGUCUACCUGGUGUCCACUGGUCUUUAGCAUGCUCCCUCUGUGUCUCAGAAAACAUAUUGGUGUCUGAUUUUGGAAUUUUCUGACAAUCGUAUUUGAUUGCAAUUUGCCAAAAACCGCAUUUGUUCACUUAAAACUUGAUCCGCAGAAGCUGCUUUUUCCCUUUUUUUUUUUUUUUUUUUUUUUUUUUAAAAAGCCCUAUCAGCUUUCUCACUUUCUUUUACAAAGCUAAGGUGCCCGGGGAAAUCUCCUAGAGAUAUUUCUGGGACCCUUUCUCUGGUAUCACUUAGGGGCCUAGUAGAGAAUUCCAAGAUGCUAGUAUCAUGAGAAAUCCAUUAAGCGGCAGAAAAUACUGGUUUUUCCUUGUGGGCUUCUUUUUACUUCCAAAGCACAUUGGGCAUACCCAUCCAUAUUUAUACAAUGAGGAAAUUGAUCCUGGAAGGGAAACCCAGUAAUAGCUCCUUCUAGAAGUGAUUUCUGCCCCUGUUGUGACAUGUGUUUUUCUGUCAGGCUAUUGACUAGUGAUUGGGUUGAGUGUCCUGUGCUUACCCUCUUUGAUGCAAGACUGACCUUGGGAGCAGUGUCUCCUUUGUGACAGUCUCGUUCACAUGUGCCCCAAAUAAGGGUUGGGUUUUUAUGUUAUGCCAUUUCUGAGAUACGGUGCAACAAACUAGAGCAUUUCUUUGCUAGAUAUAAGAAGUUACAAAUUAUCAGUCUCUAAACCAUGGCCUGGAUGUAAGAGAUUAGUUAAGUCAAAUGGCACCAUUUAAAUGUGGAUUUUUGGUGAUUUCUCAUUAGUGGCAAGAAGAUUUUUACUUUGCCCUUAGGAUUUGAAUUUCAAAACAUUGCAUUUCCCAUCUUUCACGCCCCCCUUUUUCUUGUUAGCAUUUCCCAAGCGCAAGACUGCUACAGCUGGCCCUGGGUCCUGGCUUUAGGCCAGCACUUAGCAGUCUGUCUGAUAAAGUGUGUUUUCUCCUAUUACAUCAUGUUGAAUUCUUUCCCCUAGCCAUUAGCUUUUACAAUGUGGUCUUGGUGGGAAAGCCCCCCUGGUGCCAAGCCCAGGGAAGGGCCAGCUCAUAGGGAGAGGUCUGUGUUCCAGAAACUGUUCCAUGUGCUCCCUUAGAUGACAAAACUACCAUGUGCCUAUUUACUGUGGUGUCCACCUACUCCUGGCUCAGCACUCGGCUUGCUAGACACCUUGCUCUGGGGCUGUUGCUGGUCGUCCUCUGGCAAAGACUGUUAGAUCAUGUGGGGUCCUUAUUCACAAGAGAAAGCUAGCCUGUAAGAUUAGGUAUUACAUUUUUGCUAUUGCUGAACAUUGUUUAUGACAUUGCGUUUGUGCAUGGACAGCAUCCCCAAACUCCGUUCCUAUUUAAAUAUAAAGUAUUUGGAAGCCUGAAA